Molecule: messenger RNA, 738 nt
Organism: Tinamus guttatus (white-throated tinamou)
Lineage: Eukaryota; Metazoa; Chordata; Aves; Tinamiformes; Tinamidae
Gene: FNDC9
Product: fibronectin type III domain containing 9
Molecular function (GO): protein binding
Source: RefSeq, a predicted model, not a curated record
GAGGGCAGGACCAUGAUGAACAUUGAAGUCCACAACAUCACUUACACCACUGCCACAGUCUCCUGGGCCACAAACACCCCCUGUCCGGAGAACUACUACCAUGUCAUGUACCGACCCAACUGGAACAGCGUCUUCACUGGCUAUUUACGCCAGAACUUCCAUCGUGAGGAGCGAGUUCCCCACUCCCUCAGCUCCCUCAUCCUCCACAGACUCACUCCAUCCACUGUCUACAUCCUCUGCAUCACGUGCAAGAACUCUUACCCCUCCAGCAAUCACUGUACCACCUUCCACACUCCAGAUAAAACCCAGGGGGGUUUUGGUGGCUCUAAGCAUGAACCUAGCACCUCCAUGUGGAUGGUGAGCAGCCUGUUGCUUCUUUGCUUUAUAGCUAUCUUGAUCUAUGGCUGCCUGCAGUUCUGGUCUGCACGGUGCCACAGGGCUUCAAGGCUGAAGCACUAUGACACCAACUCAGAAGGAGAUGUGGGUGAACAGAGCAGUUCGCUGGAGGGGCCUCUGAAUAAUGGACUAAAAGAGGAGCUUCUGGAAGUCCCCAUGACAACUGUUCUAGCGAGGAGUUCCAGCUUCAUGAGGGACAGUCCAUAUAGGUCCCCCCAGUGCUUUUUUCCCUAUAAAAACAGUGAUGAUAAAAAAGCCAUCUUGCCACAGCAUGGCCUUCAGUGACAAAGGGACCCCUUGCUUAGCAGUUUGGUUCAUGCUGCUCUUUUCCAGCUCUUGCCA